AACAUAAUUAAAAGAAAAUUUUUGUGAUAACGCCAGUAACGUUAAUUGGCUUGCAUUUGAAUUCUGUUUGAAAAGACAAGUAAAACUCGUUUAGUGUAAGUGCAACGUGCAACCCCAUUCUCCUCAUAUUGCACCUAAAGAUAAGCCGAUUACAACAAGUUGAACAGUGCAAUCGAAGCAGCAACGGUAGCAGUGAGGUCGUGAAGUCGAAAGCAUUAAGUGCAUUUCAGUGUGUGCUGCUACUUACGAAGGCGGCAACACAAAUGCAAUUGGAUAUUUAAAGUAUGACAAAUCCAAAAAUAAAAAACUCCAAUAAAAGAUCCACUGAGGCCGUUGUAAAUGUGCAACAUCAACAAAAUAAUGAUGGAACUGAAUUAAUGAAUGUGCUACAUAAUUCUGAUGAUGAUGUGGAACUGAAUUUGGAUGAUUACUCUUUUGGUGGCUCAUCCAAUUCGGAGGAUGUGGAUUUGGAAGAAGAUGAAGCGAGCACCUGUUCAUCAUUUAGCUUACAAGAAUGUAUAAACGAAUUUCGUGCUCGCCGUAUACGCCGUUUGUCUACGCAGAGUCGUGAAGUUACGCAAAUCGAAGACCGGGCUAAUAGCAAUUUACCAGAUAAAACUGAAAAGAAGACUCAACCCGACCCAGCAGAUGCCGACUUAAUUAAUCAGAACCGUUGUAAUAAGGAACAGGAGCGUAAAUGCAAGCCCUGUCGCGAUGGUUUUUGCUAUUGUUUCACCAGCGAUAGCGGCGAAGGCGGCGGUGUGUGCCAUGCUGUUACAGCGGGCACACGUGCCGGACACGUGCGACAAUCGAGGCGUCACAGACGCUCUGACUGCCAAGAGCUUGGUACAUUAAUGCCACAGUCCUAUGUUAAACCAGUCGACCAUAUAAAUAAUCGACCUGUGAGCUUUAAGGUACCAACUGAAAAAGAUGCUGAAGCUUUGCCACAAAAACAACAAAAUAAGGAAAGAGUAAAACGCAACGUAACUGCCGAAACCACUUCGAAUGCUAAUGAACUAACCGCAAUAAGCCGUUUAGAAACUAGUGCCCCAGAUGCACCACUCAUACAUAUCAUCCAAGAAUUGCACAACAACUGUGUAAUAUCUGAAGUACGCGUAAAUAAACACAAAUUACAAGCUAGUCGACAACAAAGUCAGAGUUUAAAUACUUGUCAAACAGCCAAAUCUUCGCCACGAAAAACUAAACACUCAUCCCAUUCAACUCGCAAUAUGUGCGAGCCCACUGCUCCACCGUUGGAAAAUUGGGCUGCCGUCUAUAAAAAUGCGCAAAGAAGAAUGGAGUCAUUCGGUGCUCCAGUUCUAGAUAAAAUUGAUGAACUUGAAUCCAUUUCGGAUAUAUUUGCUUACUCAACACCUCUAACGAGUAGCUCAAAACAUACCGACAGCGGUCGACGUAAAAACAAAGGCGGUCGUUUAUUGCAGAAACGUUUAAGUCUUUCAUCGGUGCAUUACAGACCAAGACGAUCCUUACAGGCUCCACCUAAGCCACCGCGUGCACAUCUCUGUUUAGAGGAAAAAUCGACGAUAUCCUCCUUGUCUUCUACUUCGCCAUCUCUGCGCGAAGCAGAGCGUAUACUUGAUGAGUUCUUGAUUAGAAAAGGAGCUAUGAUCAAGGAAAAAGAGGAAAAAGCAGUGAAAUACACUGGAAAAGUGGAUAAGGCUGGUCAAGUGGAAAUGGAAAAGGUGUUGUAUGCUUCGGAUAGGAGACGUGAGCACCGCAAAUCUUGCCCCACGAGCUUGGCAGAAAUCAAAUCUCGACCACAUUUGCCAACUUGUCCCUCCCUCAGUGACCUCGAACGUUCCGCUAUGGAUUCCAACAAGAAAUAUACUAAUUAUGAGAAAAAUAUUCGAAAAAUUACUGAAAAGCCUGUUAAAGAGCUUAGUUUUGGCUGGAAGGAACCAAAAAUUGCCGAAAUGCUCAAUUGCGAUACAACAUCAAAGCAAAAGCAAUUCAAAUCUCAAGCUGUUCAAGCUGAGCCGCAACAAAUUAUCGGUUGGCAAAUUCCACCAAAAGUAGAUCUCGAUACAGUCGACGGCGUAUGCUCCAAUUUGGCUUCGAAUAUCGCAACUAAAAACACACCCGUCAAAUCAUCCCACCUUUCAACACCAAAGCGAGCCAGUGAAUCUCAAAAGUUCAUUUGGCGUGAGCAAUGGCGUAAUCUCUCGCCAUGGUGUAAUAAGAGCUCAAAAGGUGGCAAUCGCUUUUUGAAAAGUAAUUUAAAGUCAUCUUCGCGCUCGCUGUUGAAUAGUUCGAAGAAGAAAAUUUUACGUUUGGUUACGCCCAAACGUGAUAAUUUACAGUAUCGUCGAAGCUACACAUCGCAAAGCAUUGGCGUUCAAACAUCCCAGGAUGAACUGCAGCCGUACGAACCGAGCAUGACACCACAAUCACCACCAGGCAGCUACCACUCUGCUGUUCAAACCUCAACGCACACUACAACACCCACAUGUUCGCAGAAUACCAAUGCCACGGAAACACAAGAUUUUGACUUUACACGUACCGUCCGAGCGCCACCUAAGAAGGCGCCACGCGCUAGCAUCCAGCGUAAAUUAAAUUUUCCAUUUGAUGGUAGUGCGGCAGCGGAGAGAGCACCGCGUGAAGGCGACACGCUUAGAACCUCAAUGAAAACGAAAACGUAUCGGUCGUAUCAUGGCGAUUUGGAUCAGGAUGUGACACUAUCCAAACUGGGCUAUAUACUUGGCAAUAUACGUGCCAAAUUGGAGGCUAGUGACGAGCAUGCAAUGCGUACAUUUCAGGAAAUUGAACGUCGUGAGCAAAGCGCUGUCGGCUACGAUUGCACUGAUGGACCUAAUAGAGAGACGGAAACACGCGCAAAUAUACAAACAAAGAAUCACCGUUCCCAUCAAUACAAUGUAUGCCAACAGGAACCUAUUUACUCCGAAAUUGAAGAGGAUAGUAUGCAUAUAACAGGAACACCGCAUUACGACAACACAACUAGCGCAAAGGAAAUUGCGCCUAUUAAACCGGAUUUGGAAGUGUUGUAUGCCAAAGUUAAUAAGGCGAAUAAAAAACAAAGGAAUCAAAAAAACCAGCCACUGUUGCAAACGACACCAAUUGCCUUAGGGAAGUUAUUACAUGAUUCGCUGCGUAAUUUAAACACCACCAUACAGCCAACUCAGCUGCCAACACUACAGGAGCAAUCGUAUAGCGAUACAUCGUAUAUGUCACCACCGCAACCGAAUGCGAGUGUUUCGGAAACUUCUUCCAUGUCCCAUAGCCAGUCAAUGAAUAAUGUGCGUAUGCAGGAGCAUCAUUCACCACCAAAAUAUGAGAGAAAUUUGAAUAAAUCCGAUUUGUCGCUGCAUCGAAGUGAAAUCUUUUUAGAUAACCUCUGCCGGAGUGAGCUGAUAGUAGAAAAUGACGAACUGGAAUGUGCAGGAAAGAUGAAUAACAAUGAUUUAAAUAAAUCCAGCAGUUCGCUCAGUCAAAUAAACACUUUCCGUCACUUCUCUACCUCUACACCAACUCCUGAUGAUUCCAUUUCCUAUGAUACUCCGAAUGAUGCAGAUUUUGAUGACAUUUCUCAGGCAGCUAUUAGUCAAUUAGGUUUAAGUAUGGCUAUCGAUUCGAUGACCUCUGCUGCACCGAGCGUAACGAAAAAGAAAAUAGCGCCAAAAUUUACAACUAAGUCACAUUUAAGCACACAACGUACAUCCAGCUUGAACCCAUCCAACGAUAAUGCCCUUACCUCGCCUUCAAGUAGUCAUCAGCAAAGUACCAGCUGUCCCGUUACGCCGAAAAAAUUGCAGUUACAUUUCCCUGCGCAGUUACCACACACCUCGAGUCUCAAAGAGUUGCGUGAAAUGGUAGAAGAAAAAGAAGAAGAUCAAAACCGUUCAAUUUCAAACACCAGCUUAUACGAUGACAUAUCGCAGGCUCCAAGCACCGUUGACGCGCCUACCACCAACAACAAUUUUGCACGUUAUCAACGUUUGAAAAAUGCACUCCGAAAAUCGUUCAAGCGUGGCACGAAAUUCGUUAAAAACGAAACACUACGUCUUUCCUCUUCAUUUAGCUUUCCUACAACAAAUAUUAGCUUAUCUAAAAGCCUAAAUGUACACAAUCAAACCGAUCCGCAAUUGUCUACCAUCUCUUCCUCGUGCGAUUUAAAUGCACUAUUCACAUUAGAUGAGGAAGCGCCAGUGGUACAACAACUAGCGCAAGCCGUAACAAUUUGCCGACAGCUGCCGGAAGUUGAAAUUUCACCGGAAAUGGUUGAAGCAGAACGAUUGUUACUUUUCUCACGCCUACGUCGCGAUGCAUGGCCACAAAGGUCGCCCACAGUGGGAACGGCAGCAGCCAGUCAACGCGCAGUCGACCAACACACGCAUCGUUUUUAUAUCGAUGGCAUGCGUUUGCCCAUUAAGGUGGAUGUGAAUCAAGAUUUCUUUUUCAAUUACUUCUAUAUAGUGACUUUUGAGUGUGGUGGCGUAAUUAAAUCCACACAAUCGGCGGAAUGUCAUAACGGAAAGGCGAUAUUUAGUGAAUGUGGCAUUGAAUUUGCUAGCGGUUUGUCGGAAGAGGAUGCCGUGGUGCGUUGCGAGAUUUUUAUGCUACGUUUACGUAAAGUGUCGACACUGUCACUGGAGCCAAAGCGAACCAUAGUGAAAUUACCAACUGCACGCACACCCGGCACCGCAUCUUCCUCCUCAUCUGGCGAUGAAAUAGUAUCACGUUUUCGACUACAUGCAAGUUUCGCACUCAACGCACGCAAUUUUGUGCCAUACGAAUAUGUGGCGGGUGAAUCGAAGAACACAAAUAAACUCUGCCUGCGUGCGAGCAACAGAAAUUGCCAACUACCACUCACGCCACGCACAAAAUCUACAAAUCUCUGUACAGAAAUUCACUUAUACGGCCGUGCAGAGAUACGUUUCCCCAAGCAAACGUACAGCGGCUUUCUUAACGUACAAGAUCCACACACGCAACAUAACUGGAAUCGUCGCUGGUGUACGCUGGAUGGCAUACACCUACGCAUUUGGACGGAUGAAAACCAAAUGGACGAUGAUAAACUGCUGCUCACUUUGGAUAUGCGCUCGAAUGUGCAGUCGAUUCCAUUACAAGUUGCGCCGCGUGAACUCUGCGCACGUGCGCGCGCUUUUUGUUUGCAAUGCGCGUUGGAAAAAGGUGGCGAGCUAGUCGAUACGGCGGCGGUCUUUUUUGCCGCAGAUACACAAGAAGAGUUGGAAGAUUGGCUGGUGAAGUUAAAUGAAGUGCUUAUAUUCGUAGAUAAAUGGCUGUGUGAGGCGGCAAGAGAUGAUUUUGCGUAGAUGGAGCGCAAUCUUCUGUAUGGCGACUAUAGUAUGGCGCAAAAUAUAUUUGUUAAUUGUCUAUUUGUAAAGAAAUUUUUUUAUGUGGUAUUCGGUAUUUAGUAUAUAUGUAUAGUGGAGGCAGCUAUUUAAAAUAGUUUUUAUAUACAAUAUAAUAUUUUUGUAUGUAUGGGAAACAUAUAUGUAUGUAUGUAUAUGAAAAGCACAGCCUUGAUUCUCUUUAAGUGAAGUGUGGAGUUUUAGGAAGUUCACUUUUGAAUGGAGGAUUUAAUAAGUGCAGUCGAACAAUUUUUCAAUUUCAAUGAGCAUCUCUUAGGUGGAAACAAAUUUCGUGUACAACAUGAUACAAGGUACAUUCCACAUAAAAAGCGAGAUUUUAAUUCUUUCACUCUCCAAUUAAAAAAAAAAAAUUACGAAAACUCAGCGCCAUUUAGUGGGGUAGACGAUAAUUUUUAUUUAUAAUUUCCUGCUGAUAAAAUUUAUUUUUUAGGUAACUUAAUAAAUACGGGGUUUAUACAAUUCAGAAAAGUGUGUAUGUAUGUAUCAUGACACAUAUUUUGUGUAUGUAAAUAAAAAAUAAAUAAAUUAGAAUCAAACUAAACACAAACACAGCAAAACCACCGAAGCCCGGCCGGAGUAGGAAGGACUUUUAGCGUGUGGAAGAAAUAGUUCAUAUGCAUUUCAUUAUAUAUAUUUUUUGUUUUUAAUAUUUACUUCACAUUAUUGGUACUAUUUGGGGCUGGCCAAUUAUUUACAUAUAUUUCUUGUGUCUUAAAUUAGUUUUUCUUUUCACCAUUGCCAUGCUUACAUGUAUGUAUGUACGUUGAUUUAUUCAAACAGUAUUUAUUACACAGGUUGUGUUUUUGCACUUUAUUCAUUCCAUUUUAAUUAUUCUUUUAUUUAGCGUUUUUUGUGCAUUAUUUGCUAUAACUUUCAUAUUUUAGUUUAAUAUAUUUAAUUAAUUUUUUUCUUUAAGAUAUUCAAGAAAUUGUUACUAUAGUUUUAGUUAUAAUGGGAAAGAAUCGGUUGAGGUUGUACUCAUACAAGUCUGUAUAUGGUAUAUAUAUAUAUAAGUAUAGUGGAACAGUUAUUUUUAAAUAUAGAAAAUGGAAGUUUCCAUGAAGUUGAUACUAAGUGAAA
Messenger RNA from Ceratitis capitata (Mediterranean fruit fly), 6449 nucleotides. RefSeq lists its product as uncharacterized. The record is from RefSeq and is a predicted model, not a curated record. The transcript has 8 exons. Bases 285 to 5309 code for a protein of 1674 amino acids. Lineage: Eukaryota; Metazoa; Arthropoda; Insecta; Diptera; Tephritidae. Gene Ontology annotation, biological process: septin ring organization; mitotic cytokinesis; actomyosin contractile ring assembly. Gene Ontology annotation, cellular component: actomyosin contractile ring.